AUGGCAGACGAUGCUACUGCCAACCAGCGUCGUUCUUCAAAGAGCAAAGGCUCCGAGGCCUAUGCACCUGCGGAAUACCCUAACAUCGAAGAAGGCAAACAAUCGUCAGCAAAUGGGGUACUAGAAGCCCUGGGCUAUGAGCCUGAACUCAUUCGAAACCGCUCCACGCUUCAGGUGGCCUUCAUGUCCUUUGUGCUCGCAGCAAUUCCAUACGGACUGGCUACGACUUUCACCUACCCUCUUGUUGGGGGAGGCCCUGUCAACAUAAUCUGGGGAUGGCUUGCCGUUUCUUUGAUUACGCUAUGUGUGGCUGCUUCACUUGGCGAAAUCACCUCAGUCUAUCCAACUGCCGGAGGGGUCUACUACCAGACUUUUAUGAUAUCUCCACCGUCAUAUCGAAGAAUCGCCUCGUGGAUUUGCGGAUGGUCAUAUGUUGUUGGAAAUAUCACCAUCACGCUUGCAGUCAACCUUGGGAGUACUCUAUUCCUCAUUUCAUGUAUCAACGUUUUCGAAUCCUCUCCAGGAGUAGGAAUCUUCGAAGCGGAAACGUACCAAGUUUUUCUUAUAUUUAUCGCAGUCACAUUUCUCGCUAACGCAAUAUCGACAUAUGGAAAUGCAUGGCUGCCUUACCUUGACACAUUCGCAAUAUUCGUGACAUUUAUAGGAGUGUUGGCUAUUGUGAUAUGUGUUCUUGUGGUUGCGAAAGAGGGUAGACAUGACGCCAAAUAUGUUUUUACUAGUUUUGAGCCGAUAUCUGGCUGGCCAGCAGGCUGGUCUUUCUGCGUCGGACUUUUACAGGCAGCUUAUAGCACUUCUUCCACUGGUAUGGUGAUUUGUAUGUGUGAAGAAGUUCAGCAACCAUCAACACAAGUCCCAAAAGCAAUGGUUGGAACGGUCAUUCUAAAUACCCUCGCCGGGUUCCUCUUCCUUAUUCCAUUGGUUUUCGUGCUCCCCGACACAAAGGUUUUAGCAGCUCUCGAAUCCGGUCAACCAGUUCCGAGUAUUAUCAAGUCCGCUGUUGGAAGUUCAGUUGGAUCAUUCCUGCUUCUCCUACCAUUGAUAUUGCUCUCGAUGUUCUGUGUCAUUGGCUGUACUACGACCGUCUCCCGAAGCACCUGGGCGUUUGCUCGCGAUGGAGGUAUACCAGGCUCCAGAUGGUGGAAGCAGGUAAACAGAGACGGCGUACCUUUCAAUGCUAUGAUGCUUGGCAUGGUUAUUCAGAUAUUGCUUGGCUUUAUCUACUUCGGGUCAACUACUGCAUUUAAUGCAUUCACAGGCGUCGGAGUUAUUACCUUGACUGUCAGCUAUGCUUGCCCAAUCGUUGUGUCUCUUGCUGGAGGUCGAAGACACAUAAAGAAUGGCCAAUUCGAUCUUGGCACACUCGGGCUGGUUUGCAAUAUUGUGACAUUGGCAUGGAGUCUUCUUGCCAUUCCGCUAUUUUGCAUGCCUUCUUCAAUCCCCGUCGCUGCCGAUACGGUCAACUAUGCACCGGUGGUGUUUGUUGCAUUUAUACUAAUUGCUUCUGGAUGGUACUGGGUUUGGGGCUACGAGAAGUAUGUUGGGCCGCCAACAAUGGACGAUGAGUUUCGCUCAUCAGACUUGUAA
Messenger RNA from Penicillium roqueforti, 1605 nucleotides. RefSeq lists its product as uncharacterized. Bases 1 to 1605 code for a protein of 534 amino acids. Gene Ontology annotation, biological process: transmembrane transport; amino acid transport. Gene Ontology annotation, cellular component: membrane. Lineage: Eukaryota; Fungi; Ascomycota; Eurotiomycetes; Eurotiales; Aspergillaceae. The record is from RefSeq and is a predicted model, not a curated record. Gene Ontology annotation, molecular function: transmembrane transporter activity. The transcript has 4 exons.